GGCACAUUUCGAACCGUGGCUGGGGCGGCGGCGGCGGCGGUGGCUGCGACGGUGAAGGAUGCACCCGGCAGGCUUGGCGGUGGCGGGGACGCCCCGGCAGCCGUCCAAGCGGAGGACCCCGGUGUCCCAGCCAGGCAUGGCCGACCCUCACCAGCUCUUCGAUGACACGAGUUCGGCCCAGAGCCGGGGCUACGGGGCCCAGCAGGCACCCGGCGGCCUGGGCUACCCUGCGCCUUCCGCCUCGCCCCAGGCUGCCUUCCUGGCGGAUCCUGUGUCCAACAUGGCCAUGGCCUACGGGAGCAGCCUGGCUGCCCAGGGCAAGGAGCUGGUAGAUAAGAACAUUGACCGCUUCAUCCCCGUCACCAAGCUCAAGUACUACUUUGCCGUGGACACCAUGUAUGUGGGCAAAAAGCUGGGCCUGCUCUUCUUCCCCUACCUGCACCAGGACUGGGAAGUGCAGUACCAGCAGGACACACCAGUGGCCCCCCGCUUUGACAUCAACGCUCCUGACCUCUACAUUCCAGCUAUGGCUUUCAUCACUUAUGUCUUGGUGGCUGGCCUGGCGCUGGGGACCCAGGAUAGGUUCUCCCCAGACCUCCUCGGGCUGCAGGCAAGCUCUGCGUUGGCCUGGCUGACCUUGGAGGUGCUGGCCAUCCUGCUCAGUCUCUACCUGGUCACUGUCAACACUGACCUCACCACUAUCGAUCUGGUGGCCUUCUUGGGCUACAAAUAUGUUGGGAUGAUUGGCGGGGUCCUUAUGGGCCUGCUCUUUGGGAAGAUUGGCUACUACCUGGUGCUGGGCUGGUGCUGCGUGUCUAUCUUUGUGUUCAUGAUCCGGACGCUGCGGCUGAAGAUCCUGGCGGAGGCAGCGGCCGAGGGCGUCCCGGUGCGCGGGGCCCGGAACCAGCUGCGCAUGUACCUGACCAUGGCCGUGGCGGCGGCGCAGCCCCUGCUCAUGUACUGGCUCACCUUCCACCUGGUGCGGUGAGGGCGGCCCGGCCCACGCCCCCAGCUGCUGCUCCGCGCGGCUGCCGCCGCCCCUCCGCCCGCCCGCGGGGACACCGCCGCCGCCCCGAUCCCGAGACCCCACCCCUACCCCCUCCGGGCCGAGGUGCCGACAUCUCCAGCUGCACCGGCCGCCCCGCAGAGCGGUCGCUGUUCCGGAAACAAUAAACCGAGAUGGGCACGGCG
Odobenus rosmarus divergens (Pacific walrus) is the source of this 1191-nucleotide messenger RNA. It is a transcript of the gene YIF1B, whose product is annotated as Yip1 interacting factor homolog B (S. cerevisiae). The transcript is spliced from 8 exons. Lineage: Eukaryota; Metazoa; Chordata; Mammalia; Carnivora; Odobenidae. The record is from RefSeq and is a predicted model, not a curated record. Gene Ontology annotation, cellular component: Golgi membrane; COPII-coated ER to Golgi transport vesicle; endoplasmic reticulum-Golgi intermediate compartment. Bases 59 to 988 code for a protein of 309 amino acids. Gene Ontology annotation, biological process: endoplasmic reticulum to Golgi vesicle-mediated transport.